Molecule: messenger RNA, 739 nt
Organism: Acaulospora colombiana
Lineage: Eukaryota; Fungi; Glomeromycota; Glomeromycetes; Diversisporales; Acaulosporaceae
Source: the annotation of a GenBank genome assembly
UUCCCUGGCUUCUGCAAACCCCGAAUUGUCGGGGAACGGCACAUCGACGAGGCAAGAUCAGGCCUCGACUCCCAUCGAGGAUUCAUUUGGCCCGUUGGAAGAAUGGGUAGAUUCAUACCGACAGCAGCAUUUACGCGUAUUCCUCGAACCAGUGCGCGUCGAGUAUGAAGAUCCCUCUCAAAGUGGAUCGACGACUGAGAAUUGGGCAAGAGAGGAAAAGGCACGAGUCAAAACGAUAUUACAGUCAGCAGGUUUCGAACAUCUAGUGUCAUCUCUGACCCGGCCAUCACGAACAAACAACGCUCCCGAUCAAUCACUCCUUACAAGAAGAUCCACCCUAUCUGGUGCCUCGAGGACAUCACAAGCACGUUCAUCUGUACUGACAGUCAACUCGAUUGCAUCGUCUUCUCCCUCAGCUACCUCGUUGGCCACUCUCAAAACUUUAUCCCCCUCCUGUCCAGCCUGCCGUGGACCCGUCAAUAUCAUAUUCGCAAAGGAGCCAGUUACGCCGAGCAGCAAACAAGGCAAUUUGUCGCUUUUAUCUCCAGAUUUGACCGCAACCCAACGGUAUCAACGGCUGAAAAAGUUGUCCAAAACUUUUGCGAGAGGGUGGUGGAGAGAAUUUCUAAUGACUGUAACCGGGAGGAGCCUUUUACUCAGACUUGUCGCUCAGUAUAGUUUCCUGAUAUUUUUAGUCUCCAUGAUCAAGGCGUCGGGGCGUGUUCGACAACGAAAGUAA